Messenger RNA from Cylicocyclus nassatus, 681 nucleotides. Lineage: Eukaryota; Metazoa; Nematoda; Chromadorea; Rhabditida; Strongylidae. The record is from the annotation of a GenBank genome assembly.
AUGUUCGACUCCAGCUGCUAUGUUGCUAUACUCGUAGCUGCGCUUACUCCUGUUACUAAUACGUGCUUUGCUAGCGGUGUUUGUGGUGGUCCCAUGUUUGGUGGAUUCGGUGGCGGAUGUAUGGGUGCAAUACCUCCAGUACCACCACCGGUAUGUGCUGGAGGUAUGGGAUGUGGUCCGGGCUAUGCAUGCGGUUCAUAUGGCUGCUACCGUACCCGAGCUCGAGUACAUGGAGCUGGCACCAUGCGAGGAGGACCAAUGCUAAUAGGAGCCAGCCGAUUCUCACAAUUUCGACGAGCGGAAGUUCCGAUGCCUAAGGAUCCAAAUGCCCUCUUUAUGUCCUGCUGUGAAGAACGAGGUCUACCAGAUGCAUGCUUGCGUCACUGUACUUUCAACACUUACACUAAAGAUGCUCUGACCCGAAUGUUCUUCAAGCAAGACGCUUGUCCCGUAGAAGCUUCAGCAGAAAUUCAGUUCUGCGCAGCACAGGGACGAGAUCAUCGCGCUUGUUGUCAGCGAAAUGGUGUUUCAACAACUUUGGCAGGAAUGAAGUGCCUAACAUUCUGCGACCAACGGCCUGGAAACGUCACAAUGCUCGACAUGUCCUAUUUGCCAUGCUAUGACCGAUUUGAGAAUAUGAAGGCAUGCUUCUGGCAUGACAGUACUCGUCGACUCAAAUAA